This is a messenger RNA of Micropterus dolomieu (smallmouth bass), 1388 nucleotides long. RefSeq names its product nucleolar protein interacting with the FHA domain of MKI67 (gene nifk). Lineage: Eukaryota; Metazoa; Chordata; Actinopteri; Centrarchiformes; Centrarchidae. The record is from RefSeq and is a predicted model, not a curated record. Gene Ontology annotation, cellular component: nucleolus. Bases 73 to 930 code for a protein of 285 amino acids. Gene Ontology annotation, biological process: maturation of LSU-rRNA from tricistronic rRNA transcript (SSU-rRNA, 5.8S rRNA, LSU-rRNA). The transcript has 6 exons. Gene Ontology annotation, molecular function: RNA binding.
GAUAAAGAUACUAGCGUGGUGCGUAGAGAGUUUACAAUCUAUGUCCCGUGUCAGUAAGGUUAAUUCAUCGAAAUGACUGAAAGUAAAGCAGAAACGGCUCCUAAGCCGGCUAAAGAACUGUUGGCUCUGAACCCCAAGCAGGAGUCUGAGUUCAAGAAGAAGGUGCAGGAGGCGAAGAAGAACAAAUCCAGCAAGGGGAGCCAUUUGACCCCUGGAGUGAUUUAUGUCGGGCACCUGCCACUUGGGCUGUUUGAACCUCAGCUCAAAACGUACUUUGGACAGUUUGGUAAAGUCCUGAGGCUGCGGCUGUCCAGGAGUAAAAAGACAGGUGGAAGCAAAGGCUAUGCAUUUGUUGAGUUUGAAUGUGAUGAAGUAGCCAAAAUUGUUGCAGAGACCAUGAAUAAUUACCUCAUGGGUGAGAGACUCAUCAAAUGUAACGUGAUGCCACCAGAGAAAGUGCAUGAAAAGCUGUUUGUUGGCUCUGAAAGGGAAUUUAAAAAACCCUCACAUCCUGCUGUAGCCCGCUACAACAAGAAACACACAGAAGAGCAGAUCACCAAGCUGAAAGACAAACUCCUGCGGAAAGAAUCGAAGCUCCGCAAGAGGCUUGCAGCACGUGGCAUUGACUAUGACUUCCCCGGAUUUGCGGCCCAGGUCCCUCAGAAGAAAAAGCUGUCUGAUUCCAUGAAUGCGUCUACAUGUAGUGAUGACACCACACCAGUCUGCACCCCGUCUCUCCUGGAGAGGAGGAAGUCCAUGGUCAUUGACGAAGACGAUGCAGAUGAUGAAAUUGUCAUUAAGAUGCCAGCUGUAGAGAAAGAGGAAGAGUGCUCCUCCUCAGAGGAGGAAGAUAGUGACAAUGAGGAGGAGGAGGAUGAUGAUGACUCAAAGAGCGAGGAACCCUCUGAAGAGGACGCGGAGGCGGAGUGAAAGUCUUGUUUUAUUGUGGACUUGGUUCUCUGUCAAAGUACAGAGAUGUAUCAGGAUCAUGUGUGGUCUUCCAUUUGCUUUGAGAGUCACAGGACAACGUUGAACUGUGUUUAGAAAUCACAGAAUGUCUUUCAGUAUGUGGCUAUCACGUUACAAGAAGCUCUUGUGAAAUAUUCCACCAUAAUUGUGGGUAGGACAUCAGUUGGUACCUUGGAUGGUGUUUGCAAAUCCUUCAUAAUGAUCCUGAUUAAUGGGCAGCAAUUUUGCCUGGACUUAUUUAACAGUAAAUGUGCAUUUCAGUCCUGGACUAAGCCCUUUCCUUUACCAUACAGGGCUGGAAUGUUAAUAGAACAGACAGCAACAUUAUUAUUUUUGCUUAAUAACCGCUUGUCUAAAAAUGUGGUUAAAUUUCUACUAUGUAAAGUAUGAUCUUUAAAAAUAAAUGAUGUAAAAAUGUG